AUGGCGGAGCAUCGAAAUGACCUCUUUGACCUACCCCGAUCGCUAGCAAAUCUGGAAGCCAAGGUUCAAGAACUUGCACAAGAAUUAGGCAAUGCCGAAUUGGCUAAUGCUCAGCGAGGGGGAGGCAGGUAUUCUAUUAUCAUUAUUGACUUUGGUGAGGUGAAACCGCUUCCAGAUGAUCAAAUGAAGGCCAUUAUGACUGUACAGGUAUCAAUGGGAUUCCUCUAUGAGGCGAAGUAUGAUGUUAUCCAACAGAGAGCUAAUGCUGCCAUCCGGACAGUACAUCUGACCAAUCUCUGGCGUACUUCAGGUGCCACACAGCAACCACGAAAUGAGCAGCUGCGGAAGAAGAAAGCUGCUCUCCUGAAAACAAAAACUGACACUUACUUGAGACAUGCACGGAAAUACAAUGAGAAAUUCCAACCAGCACAUCGGCUACUUGAACCAACAUAUGACGAGGUGGUGAACAUGGACAUUCUAGAUCCGUUUUGGGAUGAGGCUGCACUCAAUCAUCCAGAUGAGGCAUGGUCUAGUUGUCAGAGCACUAAGGAAGGAAUUAUUGCCUUUCAAAGUGAAAGAUCAUGUAAGGAGGAGUUGCGUCAAUUGGGGCGCGAGGUCCGCCAACUCAUGCUAUGGGGUCUGGACUAUCAAGCACGUGUUGAUGCUUCAAAGCCAAACAUUGCCAUUGGUGAAGGACGUAUGGUAGAGUGGAAUUCCAUCUAUAAAGGACUGAGUAGAAUAUCGUGCCGUCUAUGGCAGCGAUGGUCUCGUGGUUUAUCUGAGGUCAUGCAUUCUACAUCACAAUAUGUGGAGCAAAGUGCCAAUAUAGAUCAAAACCUGAUGACCCAAUGGGAGGAGAUGGUUGCACGCACCUCAAUUACAUUUGCGGAGAUCAUAGGUGUACCCAUGUUCAUUGCACAUGAAGAUGGUGAGGAUGAUCUACCUGAGAUUGAAGAAGAGGAGGAGCCAGAUCUGGCGGGAGAUUUCUUUGGAUUGUUCAUCUCAUGA
Melampsora larici-populina 98AG31 is the source of this 1008-nucleotide messenger RNA. RefSeq lists its product as uncharacterized. NCBI's taxonomy places the organism in Eukaryota, Fungi, Basidiomycota, Pucciniomycetes, Pucciniales, Melampsoraceae. The transcript is spliced from 4 exons. Bases 1 to 1008 code for a protein of 335 amino acids. The record is from RefSeq and is a predicted model, not a curated record.